GUGAGACAGAGUGAGAGUAGAGAGAGAAAGAAGAGAGAAAAAAAAAAAGAGAAUAAAAAGAGACCGGAUGUUGACAAAUUUCAUGUCACUGUUCUUAGAAGGUCGUUUGUUUGUGUGAAGAUUUCUUAUCUGGGAUCUCUCUCAUUCUCUCUCCUCUCUUAACAAAAUUAAAAAUUAAAAAUUAAAAAAUUAAAUUAAAAUUAAACCCUUUUCUUUCUCCACUUUCUCUCUCUAAACUAAAAUCUCUUUGGUUCAGACACUGGCCCAGCAGAUCGAAAUCUUCAUCCCUUUCCUUCUUUCUUACCCUGAUUACGAUCUAAUUGGCUCUUCCUUCCUUCUAAGCUGGGUUGGUUUAAUUUUGAAGUUUAAUUUUUUUUAAAUUUCUUCUUCUUGUAAACUCAUUUGUAAAGUUCAUGCCUUUUUUCAGUCUCAGAGGACUCAAAUUUCAUGAUGAGAAAAAGGUUUUACAGAGAGAAUCAGUUUUGGGAGAGUUAUUGGAGGAUGUGGGUCUAAAGGGAGUCAAAGACAACACAAAGUCAGAUGCAAUCUAGUUUGGAUGCAUGGUAUUACAUAAUCUGCAUUGAUGUCUAUGUUUCUACCAACUACGCGUGCUACAUGUAAAAAUUUGUAAGACGUGUUAUGUGGAGGCGAUGUGAGUAUUUGGUGGUGGGUGCGCAGAAGCCAUUGCUUAAAAGAAUGGGAACAAAAGUGCAGUUUGAGAAUUACUUGCCUGCACAUUACUCCAUGAAGGAUCUUACUCGUGAAUCUAAUGGUGCUAGUUGGCCUUGUUUUGGUGAGAGCAACGGACAAUUUUAUUAUGGUUUUCUGCCUAGGACCGUCGCGGAUUCACAUCCAGGAUAUGACAAGGAUGUUAUGAAGCAGACAAUGCUGGAGCAUGAAGCUAUAUUUAAGGACCAGGUCAGUGAACUACAUCGACUAUACAGAGUACAAAGAGAUAUGAUGGACGAGGUCAGGAGAAAAGAACAAACUAAACAGCGGAUUCCCUAUGAAACAUCAUCUUCUUCAAGCCCUGUACCUUCCCAAAUGCAAUACGAGGAUGUGCAAAGAUGGAAUGGUCAAAACCUUCCAUUGUCAAACUCAGCUUGCGGUAGACCUCCCAUUUCAGCUCCCGAAUCGUCACCAUAUUCUGCCAAAGGAAAGAGCAUACAAGCCAGUACAAGUUCAUUUCCUAAUUGCUAUAGCCCUAAAAAUUCGGAGUCAGAGUCUAGACCCACAAAACUUAGAAGAAGAAUGUUCGAUCUGCAACUCCCAGCUGAUGAGUAUGACGACACAGACGAAGUGGAGCAGUUCACUGAUGUAAAAGUUUCUAAUAAUAUGAUGAGUCCUUCCCCUGAUAAAAACAGAAAGUUUACAGGGGGGAAUGGAAAAUUGUUCAUGGAAUUUCAGGGAGAUACAUCAAGAUCUGAUUUGCAUGUCAGUAAACCAAGGGCUCUGGCAGACUUGAAUGAGCCGUUAAAUGUGGAGGAAGCAACCUCUGUUGACUUUUUGCGCCGUGGUCAAUGUGAUGUUCAGUACAGGGAGGUUUCUGCACGAUCACGAUUGAUAAGUUCAUCUAGUGAUGUUCCUCAGAAUGGCAGCAUGAAUGGAACUUUGAACAAUGUACAUUUAGAAAACCGAUCUAACGGCGUAGACUGGCUUUGCUAUGCAUUAGAAUCAGAAAAUAAAGGCCGCAUUAGAUCCAUCAACCAAGGAACCUGUCCCGAAAAAGUGCAUGUACCGUCUCAGCCAGUACAUAUCCGGCAUGAUCAAACUCCAGCUUUUCUGACCAGUGAUCGUGUCAAUGGAAGUCCUUGGAAAGCAAAAUCUGCUUCUCAUCUUCCUAAUCAAUCUGGGUUUUUUCAUCCCUCUGAUUUGGGUAAGUCAUGGGAUCAGUGUACCUCAUCUUGGGGGAAUCCGUGCAGCUUUUUGGGCCAAAAGCCCAUACCAGUUCAAAGAAGUCCAUAUCCAACUUGUGCUACCUUGAGCAAGAGUCCCCAAUCGCCUGCCCAGAACCAUAACUUGUUUGGUAAUUAUAAGUGGAAUCUAAAUAGUAGCCCUUCAGCUUUGGGGAAUGAGACGCCUGUGAAAAAUGGGUUUUAUAAAGGAAAUAGUAUCAACAACUCCAAGGGCAUCAAUGUGAAUCCUAUGAGAGAUAUGAACUUGAAUAUGGCACUUCCAAAUGGUGAUCAUUUUAGCCAGAAAGGUGUUAGGAUCAUAGACAAGUCGGAGGAGGAUCCUGUAGCUGUUCUGCCAUGGCUUAGAGGAAAGGGUGCUUGCAAUAAUAAUAAUAAUAAUAAUAAUAAUGACAAUAUUAAUAAUGAGGCAGAGAAUUCAAGGAAAGGUCUUAACUCACUGCUUUCUCGAUGGGGUUCUUCAGUUGCUUCAAAUUCAUGUGAGGGUGAUGUUAAAGCUCAGAGCAGAAAAAUUCUCGGGGUACCCAUAUUUGAUAACCCUCCAACACCGAAGAAAAAGAUUUCCAACCCUUUGAUAAUUCACAAUUGUUCGGGAAACAAGGAGAGUGGAUUUAGAGGUAAUUUUGAUAUGAAUUUACCUUGUGAUCCCACAGAAGAAGAGGAAGUUGUGAUUGUAGAAGAGAAAAUUCAUACUAGUAUCAUACAUCAUUUUGAUCUUAAUUCUUGCUUAACUGAGGAGGAAAUUCCAUCGACCUCUGUUUUAGAAAACAGAAACUCCAUAAGGAUUGACACCGGUAUAGAUUUGGAAUCCCCCGCCAUUCUAGAAGUUGAGGAUGAAGAUUCUUCGAUUAAGGAACAUAAUAAUGCUGAUGAUGAACUUGAACUUGCCAAGUCAGCAGCAGUGGCAAUUAUGUCAUUAAAUCAAUCCGAAGAAGCACCAACUUGCCUUCAAGUACAAGUACAAGUAGAAACUGAGUUGGAUGAUCCCCUUGAGUGGUUUGUUGAUAUCGCUUGUUCUGAUAUUGAAAAUGGGGAUAGGCGGCUACCUGUAGCUGUAACUGGAGAAGGUUUGGAUGAUUUCGAAUUGAUGACUUUGAGGCAGAAGGAGUGCAGUGUGGAGGAGUAUUUCCCAAAACCGAGCUUUCCAGAAGUCCCGAACAUUGAAGAAAAAGGGGGGAAAUGUAUGUUAACAACAAGUAGAGCACGGAAAGGACAUGGUCGUAGAGGAAGACAAAGAAGGGACUUUCAGAGAGACAUUCUACCUGGACUAACAACACUUUCAAGGCACGAAGUAACUGAAGACCUUCAGAUGUUUGGAGGACUAAUGAGAGCUACAGGUCAUCCUUGGCAAUCUGGACCAAAUAGGACUAGAAACGGAGGAGGAGGAGGAUGUGGUAGAGGCAGGCGACGAGCAGUAGUAGCAGCACCAAACAACACUGUAUUGAAGCAGCAGCAGCAGCAGCAGCAUCAAUUACAGAAGAAUAACGAUACACAAGUCAUUUUGGAGGAUAGAAGCCUCACGGGUUGGGGAAAAACAACUAGACGUCCCAGAAGACAAAGGUGUCCCGCAGGUACUCCUCCGCUACCUUUGACCUAAUUCAUUUCAUUUUAUGAGUCGAAGAAUCUAUCUAUAGAGAGAGAGGGGGGGGGGGGGGGGGGAUACUCGAGUAGAGUUGUUCGUCCAAGACCUUGGAGUUGUUCGUCCAAGACCUUGGUAACUGAGCUUUUUUUUUUUCUUUUUUUUCUCUUCUAGUGAGAAAGGGGAUUGUGUUUGUACAUUAUGUUCUGUAGCCCAAAAUUUGGGUCCCCUUUAAAUUAUGUGUUUUCUGCAACCAACUUUGUAUUGUUUGAUGAAUAAUGUUGCAUAGAGUUUCUUGUCCUA
Spinacia oleracea (spinach) is the source of this 3795-nucleotide messenger RNA. RefSeq lists its product as uncharacterized. The record is from RefSeq and is a predicted model, not a curated record. NCBI's taxonomy places the organism in Eukaryota, Viridiplantae, Streptophyta, Magnoliopsida, Caryophyllales, Amaranthaceae. The transcript is spliced from 6 exons. Bases 640 to 3510 code for a protein of 956 amino acids.